Messenger RNA from Owenia fusiformis, 4311 nucleotides. Lineage: Eukaryota; Metazoa; Annelida; Polychaeta; Sabellida; Oweniidae. The record is from the annotation of a GenBank genome assembly.
UUGAAGGCGAAAACCGCCAUUUUCGAUUUUCCGUAAGGUGAUAAACAAUGGCUGAGGAUGAAGAAGUUCCAAUGGAGCAAGAUAAUGCAUCCAUGGGAACCACGAUAGGCAGUUCUGGAGUACCAGAGUAUGAGCCUAUUGUGGUACCACCAGGUCCCGAGGAGGCAGGGCUGUUCGACAAAACUGGCCCAAGACUCAUGAUUACACACAUUGUAAAUGAGAACUUCAAAUCUUAUGCUGGGAUCAAAACUCUAGGGCCAUUUCACAAGAGUUUUUCCGCCAUCGUUGGACCAAAUGGAUCAGGGAAGUCAAACGUUAUCGAUUCCAUGUUAUUUGUCUUUGGUUACCGUGCCAACAAGAUCAGAUCCAAGAAAAUCAGCGUCUUGAUUCACAACAGCGAGCAUCACAAAAAUAUCACGUCAUGCUCUGUCGCUGUCCAUUUCCAGAAAAUCAUUGACACUGGGGAAGGAGAUGAAGAUUUUGAUGUAGUUCCAAACUCCAAAUUUGUCGUAAAGAGGACAGCAUCGAAAGAUAAUUCCUCAUUUUACCAGCUAAAUGGCAAGCGUCUUCAAUAUAAGGAAGUGGCAGUGUUGCUACGGCAACAAGGAAUUGAUCUCGAUCAUAACCGCUUUUUGAUUCUCCAGGGGGAAGUUGAACAAAUCGCUAUGAUGAAACCAAAGGCUGCUACAGAGCAUGAUGAGGGAAUGUUAGAGUUCCUAGAAGAUAUUAUUGGGAGCAGUCGCUUUAAGGAACCCAUAGAGCUACUGACAAAACGAGUAGAGGAUUUAAAUGAAAUGAGGGGAGAAAAGUUAAACAGAGUAAAGGCUGUAGAGAAGGAGAAAAAUGACCUUGAGGGAUCUAAAGAUGAAGCCAUUGAGUACCUCUCUAUGGAGAAUGAUAUUGUGAAAAAGCAAAACAAACUUUAUCAGAAGUACAUAAAUGAGUGUGCUAUAAAUGAAGAGAAGGCGACGAAGAAGCGAGAUGAGAUCAAAGAUGGAAUGAAAGAAGUCACCGACAAACUGGAAGAGAUUAAUACAAAUAAGAAAGAGAAAAUAAAGGAACAGAAAAAAGUUCACAAGAGAUUUGACGCAUUGACAAAGAAUGUUGAUGAAACGAAGGAACAAUUUUCUGAGUUUGAACAGCAAGAUGUCAAAUGUCGAGAAGAUCUUAAACACAGCAAGAACAAAACCAAGAAGUUAGAAAAAACUCUUGAACAAGAAAAGAAAAAGCUGGAAGAAUUAAAACUAGUGCCUUCUGAGAGUGAAAAGGUUAUUGAAAACUUUAAGAAGAAAGAGAGUCUUCUUGAGAAAGAGAAAGCUAAAGAGGAAGAGACUCUGAAGAAAGUCAUGGACAGUUUGAAGACAGAAACAGAGGGACUCCAAAAGCAGAAGGAUGCAAAAGAGAAAGAGCUGCUCGAAAUGCAGCAGGAACUCAGUGAGAAAAAAUCCAAGAUGGACGUCGCCCAAUCAGAACUUGACCUAUAUCUGAAAAAUCAGCAGACAGCGGAUAUGAAACUGCGUGAAACUGUCAGAAAUCUGGAGAAAGCCUCGUCAACAUUAAAAGAAAGAAAAAGUGCUAUACAGGAACUGGAAAGGCGUAUCCCAGACAACCAGAAUGCACUGUUAAAGGCCAAGAAAGAUCUGAAAGAGGCAGCUGCACUUGAAGAGCAACUCAGUUCAAAGGUGAAGCAAAAUCGCUUGAAGGUUGAAGAAGCGAGGAGUGCGAUGGCAUCGUCUAAGAGCAAAGGAAGAGUGCUAGAGUCGUUGAUGGCACAGAAGAAAAAUGGUAGAAUUCCAGGCAUUUAUGGGAGAUUGGGUGAUCUUGGUGCCAUUGAUGAUAAAUAUGAUGUUGCCAUAUCAACAGCUUGUGGCGCCCUUGACAACAUUGUAGUUGAUAGCAUCAACACUGCACAGAAAUGUGUGGAAUACUUGAAGCGAGAAAACAUUGGGUCAGCAACUUUUAUCGGCCUUGAUAAAAUGCAACGCUGGGUUGAACAUACUAGAAGGAAAAUAAACACUCCUGAAAGUGUCCCAAGACUGUUCGAUCUUGUUAAAGUGAAGGAUGACACAAUAUUACCAGCUUUUUAUUUUGCUCUGCGUGACACCUUGGUUGCUAACAACUUGGACCAGGCAACCAGAGUGGCCUAUGGAAAGACUAGGUACAGGGUCGUGACCCUUGAAGGUCAACUGAUUGACCAAUCAGGUACAAUGAGUGGGGGAGGGGGAAGAGUCAGUAGAGGUAGAAUGUGCUCCAGCGUGGUUGGUACAAUGAGUGGGGGAGGGGGUAGAGUCAGUAGAGGUAGAAUGUGCUCUAGUGUGGUUGGUGAGGAGAUGAACCCAAAAGAACUUGAGAAUAUGGAAAGAAUGCUCGAACAGGAACAACAAGAAGCCCAGCACUGUAGAGACAACAAGGCAAAGUUAGAAGAUACAGUUGAUAAACUAGAGAGAUCUACCAGAGACCUGAAACAUUCUCUCAACAAGUUUAACAUGGAGAUUAAGUCUUUGAUUGAGCAAGAAAUCUCACUCGAGAACCAGAAGAAAGAAUGUGAGGAACGUGUCAAGGCUGCUGCCCCGGAUAAGAAGGAACUUGAGAAAUUAAAAGAAACUGUUGCUGGAUAUAGGAAAGAUUAUGAAAAGGUUCACUCUAUUGCUGCAGAAAUAGAAAGUCAAGUUCACAAGUUCCACAAAGAGAUCAUGGAUAUAGGUGGCGCUAAACUAGCAGCUGUCCAGUCACGUGUCGACACAAUUGGAAACCAGAUUGACCAAGUUGUCGGACAAAUUACAAAAGCCAAUGUCGCGAUCAAGACAUCUGAAAGGAAUACCAAGAAGAGUGAGAAGAAAGUGGAAGAUGUACAGCAAGAGAUUACGGAGAAUUUAGAGCACAUCUCACAGCUUGAGGUUCAGUUUAAACAACUUGAAGUUGAUGCAACUAAAGUCUUAGAGGCCUAUCAGCAAGCCCAGACGGAGAUGAGAGAAGUUGAGGAAGUUGUCGGAGAAAUAAACCAACAGAUAGCCCAACUUGAAGAAGAGGAAAAUAACCUGAAAAAAGAUAAUAUUGAAAUUAAACACGAAUUAGAAAAAUAUGAAACCAUCGUUAAAGAUAAUACCAUGAAAGUAAAACAUUGGAAAAAGGAGCGUGGAAAGUUAAGUUUACACCAAAUAGACCAAAUGGAAAUGGAGGAACUUCCUACCCUCCCUAUUGAAGAGCUCUCUGAGAUCAACAAGGAGGAUACUCAAUACGAAAUUACUGUCUUGGAGGAAAAAUUAGCACAGAUGAAGCCAAAUAUGGCCGCCAUUGAAGAAUACAGAAAAAAGGAGGAAAUGUAUUUAAAAAGAGUCUCAGAAUUAGAUAAAAUCACUGAAAUACGAGACAACCAACGAAAAAAUCACGAGGAUAUGCGGAAAACACGAUUGGAUGAGUUUAUGGCGGGUUUUAGUAUCAUCACGAAUAAACUUAAAGAGAUGUACCAGAUGAUAACAUUGGGAGGAGAUGCAGAGCUGGAACUAGUCGACUCACUGGAUCCAUUUUCUGAGGGCAUUGUGUUUAGUGUACGACCACCCAAGAAAUCCUGGAAGAAUAUCUCAAAUCUUUCUGGAGGAGAAAAAACACUGAGUUCCCUUGCGUUGGUGUUUGCGUUGCAUCAUUAUAAACCUACUCCGCUGUACGUCAUGGAUGAGAUCGAUGCUGCCCUCGAUUUCAAGAACGUCUCAAUUGUUGCGAAUUAUAUCAAGGAGAGGACGAAGAAUGCACAAUUCAUCAUAAUCUCACUGAGGAACAAUAUGUUCGAGUUGGCAGACAGACUUAUUGGAAUCUAUAAAACAGAUAACGCUACAAAGUCUGUUACAAUCAACCCAAAGAAAAUGAGUAUACCACUCCAGGAUUCCACGAAUGCCCAGUCAGCCCCUGGGCCUGUUACUGCAUAGGAAUGGAACACUCCCUCAGAGGAUUUUAUUACUGAUUAAAAAAAGCUAGUAUACCACUCCAGGAUUCAACACCAGCCUUCACCCCUGUCACUGGAAUUUGAUAAAUAAAAUUGGCGUUAAACUACUGUUUUAAAGAAAAUGAUACAACUUUAGGAGUCUAGCAAGACCAGGGACUAUAAAACAAUACUUUGGAUAUGAUCCUGCUCAAGAUUCAGAAUGUGAUUAAGAGUGAACUUUAUUGAGCUAUACAGUGUACAUGAGUAAAAUGCUACAAAUAAUAGCAAGUAACUACUAGCUAGCGCUAACUGUAUAGGAAUGUAGAACCAGCACCCCAUAUGGAGCAGAAGAAAGACAACAGGGAGGGAACGUCACACAUUUAUAAAAAGAC